Messenger RNA from Capsella rubella, 664 nucleotides. RefSeq lists its product as uncharacterized. Bases 316 to 567 code for a protein of 83 amino acids. The transcript has 2 exons. NCBI's taxonomy places the organism in Eukaryota, Viridiplantae, Streptophyta, Magnoliopsida, Brassicales, Brassicaceae. The record is from RefSeq and is a predicted model, not a curated record.
GAAAGAGAAGAAACAAAGAAUGAGAGACACGAGGGUCUCUUCUUCUCUCUUACGGAAAUUUCCGGGAAAGUCACCGGAGCCAGGUUAUGGGAGCCACACGAUAAGGGUUUUAUUCAAAAGUCGACAACGACGUCGUGCGUAAUAUCAUUAUCCCAACGCCAACCAUAUAUAGCGCAAUCACUCAACUUUCUCUUCGUUUGAGAAUAUAUUUCAGACGCAACCCUCGAAGAUGAACAAAGAUGAUGAGUGAAGCAGCCAUUAUUAAUCUAUAGAGCAGGAGUUGUGAUUUAAGAAUAAGAGAGUACCUCUGCUCUAAUGGUCACUAUGAUGGUGGACGAAGCCCUGAGUCCUGAAGACGCCGAGGGACUUCCCUUCACAAGAGACAAACACUACGCCAUGCAUGGUGAGAUCUUGACGCUACUUCUUGUCACCAGCUUUGCUCUCUUCCUCUUGUUCCUCGUGUUGCUUCCUUGUCUUAAACGCCGUUACAGUCACCAGUCCGACCUGUCAGAAGAGGCUUCCUCUAGUGGAACACUCAAGCCUUUGCCUGUUGUAAGCAAACAAUAGAUUUCGACGUACCCCAACAGGCCAAACAACUAACAUCUGCUUGUAUUGAUUGUCUAUUACAAAUUGUAGAACGUCUGUAACUCAUCAUUAUGUCUCA